CCUGGCAGCAGCAGGAUGGAGAGGUUACAGCGAUGGUUAUGGCCUGGACCAGGACCUGGACCUGGACCAAUGUCCAUGAAGACAGAUUUUUCAACAAAAGAAUCUGCUGAGCUCAGGGAUGAACAGCGAGACAUACCAAACAGUCCUGUUCCCUGCUGUUUGUCCAUGAAGAGUGAUCGUUCUAUGGCAGACCCUCUUUAUUUCAAAGAUGGAACCUGCUCUGUUGAUAAAAGUUUUUUCAGAGUUGAUCAGGAGACAUCAGAGGUUCCUGCUGGUCACUCUGCUCAUCAAACAGACCUGGACUCCAUAUUUAUGCUGCUUGAGGAGAACAUUGUCAGUUUUGUGAAGAACGAGCUGAAGAUGUUUCUGAGGGUCCUGACAUUAGAUGGCACAGAGUGCUUGGGCAGGCAGAGUGAGGAUGAGGAGGUGUUGGGCGGUGAGGAUGAAGAGCAGAAGAGGAGCAGCAGAGAGGCGUUUCUGAAGAUCACACUGAACUUCCUGAAGAUAAUGAAGCAGGAGGAGCUGGCUGACUGUCUGCAGAGCAAAACUCCUGCAUUUUGCCAGUGCAAACUCAAAUCUAAUCUUCUGAGGAAGUUCCAGUUCAUGUUUGAGGGGAUCGCUAAAACAGGAAACCCAACCCUUCUGAAUCAGAUCUACACAGAGCUCUACAUCACAGAGGGAGGGACUGCAAAGGUCAAUGAUGAACAUGAGGUCAGACAGAUUGAAACAGCAUCCAGGAAACUAGACAGACCAAAAACAACCAUCAGACAAGAAGACAUCUUUAAAGCCUCACCUGGAGACAAACCAAUCAGAACAGUGAUGACAAAGGGAGUGGCUGGCAUUGGGAAAACAGUCUUAACACAGAAGUUCACACUGGACUGGGCCGAAGACAAAGCCAACCAGGACAUACAGUUCACAUUUCCAUUCACUUUCAGAGAGCUGAAUGUGCUGAAAGAGAAAAAGUACAGCUUGGUGGAACUUGUUCAUCUCUUCUUUACUGAAACCAAAGAAGCAGGAAUCUGCAGAUUUCAAGAGUUCCAGGUUGUGUUCAUCUUUGACGGUCUGGAUGAGUGUCGACUUCCUCUGGACUUCCACAACAAUGAGAUCCUGACUGAUGUUACAGAGUCCACCUCAGUGGAUGUGCUGCUGACAAACCUCAUCAGGGGGAAACUGCUUCCCUCUGCUCGCCUCUGGAUAACCACACGACCUGCAGCAGCCAAUCAGAUCCCUCCUGACUGUGUUGACAUGGUGACAGAGGUCAGAGGGUUCACUGACCCACAGAAGGAGGAGUACUUCAGGAAGAGAUUCAGAGAUGAGGAGCAGGCCAGCAGAAUCAUCUCCCACAUCAAGACAUCACGAAGCCUCCACAUCAUGUGCCACAUCCCAGUCUUCUGCUGGAUCACUGCUACAGUUCUGGAGGAUGUGAUGAAGACCAGAGAGGAAGGAGAGCUGCCCAAGACCCUGACUGAGAUGUACAUCCACUUCCUGGUGGUUCAGACCAAAGUGAAGAACAUCAAGUAUGAUGGAGGAGCUGAGACAGAUCAUCACUGGAGUCCAGAGAGCAGGAAGAUGAUUGAGUCUCUGGGAAAACUGGCUUUUGAUCAGCUGCAGAAAGGCAACCUGAUCUUCUAUGAAUCAGACCUGACAGAGUGUGGCAUCGAUAUCAGAGCAGCCUCAGUGUACUCAGGAGUGUUCACACAGAUCUUUAAAGAGGAGAGAGGACUGUACCAGGACAAGGUGUUCUGCUUUGUCCAUCUGAGUGUUCAUGAGUUUCUGGCUGCUCUUCAUGUCCAUCUGACCUUCAUCAGCUCUGGUGUUGAUCUCCUGAUGGAGGAGCAGUCAACCUGCCAGAGUUCCACACCAACAGCAGACAAAUCUGCAGUGAAACGCUUCUACCAGAGUGCUGUGGACAAGGCCUUAGAGAGUCCAAACGGACACCUUGACUUGUUCCUCCGCUUCUUUGUAGGUCUUUCCCUGCAGACCAAUCAGGAUCUUCUACGAGGCCUGCUCACUCAGACAGGAUGUUGCUCACCCACCAAUCAGGAAACAGUCCAAUACAUCAAGAAGAAAAUCAGAGAGAAUCCCUGUGCGGAAAAAAACAUCAAUCUGUUUCACUGUCUGAACGAGCUGAAGGACCAUUCUCUAGAAGACGAGAUCCAACUGUUUCUGAUUUCAGGACGUCUCUCCACAGAUAAACUGUCUCCUGCUCAGUGGUCAGCUCUGGUCUUCAUCUUACUGUCAUCAGAAAAGGAUCUGGACGUGUUUGACCUGAAAAAAUAUUCACCUUCAGAGGAGGCUCUUCUGAGGCUGCUGCCAGUGGUCAAAGCCUCCAACAAAGCUCUGUUAAGUGUCUGUAAGCUAUCAGAAAAAAGCUGUGAAGCUUUGUCCUCAGCUGUUAGCUGUCAGUCCUCUCGUCUUAGAGAGCUGGACCUGGGUGACAACGACCUGCAGGAUUCAGGAGUGAAGACACUGUCCGCUGGACUGAAGAGUCCACACUGUAGGCUGGAAACACUAAGGUUAUAUCAAUCAAGCCUCACAGAAGACUGCUGUCAGGUGCUCGCUGCAGUUCUCAGUUCAGAGUCCUCCACUCUGACAGAGCUGGACCUGAGUAACAACAACUUGCAGGAUUCAGGAUUGAUGCAACUCUGUGCUGGGCUGGAAAGUCUGCACUGCAAACUGAAAACUCUGAGGCUCAGUAUCUGCAAUCUGUCAGAGAGAAGCUGUGAAGCUCUGGCCUCAGUUCUUGGCUCCCAGUCCUCUAGUCUCAGAGAGCUGGACCUGAAUGGAAACUAUCUGCAGGAUUCAGGAGUGAAGUUGCUCCUUGUUGGACUGGAGAGUCCAUACUGUCGGCUGGAGACUCUCAGGUUGAAUCAAACCAGUCUUACGGACGAAAGCUGUCCUGAGUUUUCAGCCGCUCUCAGCUCCAACUCCUCUACUCUAACAGAGUUAGACCUGAGUAACAACGACCUGCAGGAUUCAGGAGUGGCGCUACUGUCAUCUGGACUGGAGAGUCCAAACUGUACCCUGGAGACCCUCAGUCUGUCAGGCUGUCUGAUCACAGAGGAAGGCUGUGUUUCUCUGGCCUCAGCUCUGAGCUCCAACCCCUCCCAUCUGAGAGAGCUGGACCUGAGCUACAACCAUCCAGGAGACUCAGGAGUGAAGCUGCUGUCUGCCGGAUUGGAGGAUCCACGCUGGAGACUGGACACUCUCAGGCUUGAUCAUGGUGGAGUCCAGAGGCUGAAACCAGGUCUGAGGAAGUAUGCCUGUGAUUUGACACUGGACCCGAACACAGCACACAGAAAGCUUCAACUGUCCAAAGACCUCAGAAAAGUGACAGUUGUAGCCCACGAGCACAAGUGUGCAGAUCGUCCAGAGAGAUUCAACUGCUGGUUUCAGCUGCUGUGUAAAAACGGUCUGACUGGUCGUUGUUACUGGGAGGUGGAGAGGAGAGGAGCGGUGUAUGUGGGAGUGACGUACAGUGGAAUCAGAAGGAGAGGGCAGGGUGUUGACUGCAAGCUCGGAGGAAGCAGUAAGUCUUGGAGUGUGUACUGCUCUGAUGAGAACUACUUUGUCUGGCACGAUGACAGACGAACAGCAGUACGCACCGACCCGUCCUCCGUCUCUCACAGAGUAGGAGUGUAUGUGGACUGUCCUGCCGGCACUCUGUCCUUCUACAGAGUGUCCUCUGACACACUGAUCCACCUCCACACCUUCUACUGCACAGUCACUGAACCCCUCUACCCUGGGUUUAGAUUCGGGUUUGGAUUCUUCGGUUCCUCUGUCUCUCUGUUGCAGCUGGAAGACAAAACCAACACUCACAGAGGGCCAAAGUAAACCAGACCACAGGUGUAAAUAUAGACUGUGCAGGUUGGGCAGUUGCACUAGGGCCCAUAAGGUGAGGCGGCCCAUAGAGAGAAUGGCCCCUCUUACAAUAUAUAGGGCAGAAAACGAGGCCUUGUAGGUAAUUCAGAUUGCCACCUGCUAUUUAUGCCUCACAUAUAUAGCUUUUGUUUUAG
Epinephelus moara (kelp grouper) is the source of this 4016-nucleotide messenger RNA. Its product is annotated as NACHT, LRR and PYD domains-containing protein 12-like. The record is from RefSeq and is a predicted model, not a curated record. NCBI's taxonomy places the organism in Eukaryota, Metazoa, Chordata, Actinopteri, Perciformes, Serranidae. Gene Ontology annotation, molecular function: protein binding. The transcript is spliced from 13 exons. The coding region runs from base 16 to 3834 and encodes 1272 amino acids.